ACCAACACCCCACUGGAAAACGUAAAACGCUGUGCACCCCGCUCCCUGCUUCCACCUAGUCCAUCGUUCUACAAACAUCCAAGCGAGAGGAAAUCGCGCAAACCCGCUCGCACUGCAGCCGAACAAAACGCCGAAUUUCUGCAAAUAUUCAAGUGAAGUGCAAGCCCCGCUCGCCGGCUGAGGUCGUUAUUCGCGUCCGCAACAUUCACCGCGAGUUUCCCCAUCGCAGUUCAGUCUCAGACAAAGUCGUGUUGCGCUCAGUCCCGAAUCGGUUUUGCGGCUAACGCGGCAGUUUGGCAAGUUUUUGUGUCCAUCGAAACGGGGUCGGGAGUUCUCUAGCCAAGAGCCAAGCAGAAGUGCAGUGAAAGGUGCGAUUCGCCGCGAGCGUCCUUGCAAGAACUCUUCUUCCACGGCCGUCGAAGACCCGUUCCGUUGACUGGUACAAGACCCGCGGUCGUUGCUCCCGGCGCGAAGGAUAUGCCCGAAAGAAAGGCCGACGAGGCGUUUAUGGAAAAGAUCCGCAACCGCCCUUGCGAAAAGGACAAGCUUCACCAGAGUGCCUGCAUCGCGACCAUCCCCAGUAGUGGUAAUGUGUCUUCUUCGAUGACCUCAAGCGGCCAGAACACAAUCGACUCGCGAGCCUGCACCAGACCCGAGAAAAAGUUAUGGUUCCGUGGCGUAAGACCAUCGAAAUUUCGCCAUGUUUAUGGCCUCCCAUCACGGAAGGAAGCGUGCUAUACUGAUAUAAGUGUCGUACGAAACGGAAAUGAUGGGAAUAUUUGUGCCGUUAAUCCGAAAUUUUUGGCAAUAGUGGCCGAUGCAACGUUUGCUGUGAUACCAAUUAAUCAAACAGGGAGAAUCGAUUUUCAGUGCUGUAAGGUAAUAGGACAUAAUGGUAUGAUAACUGACCUAAAAUGGAAUCCAUUCAAUGACAAUGUUAUCGCUUCUGCAUCAGAUGAUUGUACAGUUAAAAUUUGGGAGAUCCCAAAUGAGGGCCUAUCGUCUAACCUCAGCGAAUUUACGGUCGAAUUGUUGGCACACAAGCGUAAAGUGCUGCAAAUCGAAUGGCAUCCAACAGCCAAUAAUGUUCUCUUUUCUGUGGGCUUUGAUCACUUGAUAAUUAUUUGGGAUAUUACUAAACCGCAUGAAAUUCUUAAGACAAUAAGUUGCCACACUGACACAAUUUAUUCGAUGGCUAUCAACAGAGAUGGGUCUCAUAUUGCAACAACAUCGAAAGAUAAGAAGGUUCGCGUGAUUGAGCCGCGAAGUGGAAUCGUUAUAUCGGAGGGAAUAUGCCAUUUAAGUACGAAAUGUACAAAAGUCAUAUUUCUAGACAACGAUCGGAUACUUACGACCGGGUUUUCCAGACAUUCGGAUAGACAAUACGCCAUUUGGGAUCAGCAUGAUCUGAAGAAAAGUCUUGCACAAGAAGUUAUCGAUAGUUCAAGCGGAGUUAUCACUCCAUUUUUCGAUUAUGAUACAAAAAUGCUAUAUCUGGCCGGUAAAGGAGAUGGAAACAUCCGCUACUAUGAAAUAGUGACUGAGGCGCCAUAUAUUUAUUAUUUGAAUCAAUUCUUAUCUGGGCAACCGCAAAAAGCUCUUGCAUGCAUGCCGAAACGUGGUGUAAACGUUAACAAUUGCGAAGUGUUUCGGUUUUAUAAAAUUCAUGCUGUUGGAAAUAUUUGUGAGCCGAUUGCAAUGAUUGUACCUCGCAAAUCAACCAUGUUUCAAUCAGAUCUCUAUCCAGAAACGUUAGCUUGUUUGCCAGCUAUUUCAGCUAAAGAGUGGUUCAUGGGUCGUAAUGCACAGCCGAUUUUAAUGUCCCUUGAAACGGGUCUUAAGAUUAUGAAUGCAGCCAAUAAGCAACACCAUAUUGACAAUAAAUACCUAAACGGGACAAAAUAUGAUUCAGCGGAUGAAGACAAAACUGAAAAAACUGACAGUAUUAAGAGUGACAACAACUCGAAAAAGUUCGCUUUUCUUGCCCAACAAACUGUUCCCGAUUAUCGUUCACAAACGCAAUUAAAUGAGAAAAGUCAAAAGACUUCAACCAAUCAAAGCACGAAGUUUCACCAACUGCAGGCAAUAUUUGGACACCAAGGUACCAACAUGAAGGAGAUUACCAAUCUACAAAAUAAUUUGAUUAGUUCACGGAGUAAUUCGCGAAAUAGUUCUUUGGAGAAUGUCAGUUUGAUUAACUCGGAAAAUGAGCUUCGUAAAGCCUAUAAUCGUCAAACGGAAGAAAUAAAGAAUCUACGCAAUCAACUAUCCAUUUCGGAGAAGCGAAUACGCGAGUUGGAAGCGGAAGUAAAGCGUUUACAGCAACAGACAAAUUGAAAAACAGGAAAUUCAUUUCAACAAUGCAAAAAAAACAAGUUAAGACAAAAAGUAAAAGACACAAAAACGCACCUAAAAAAAUCUCUCUAGAGUGAUGGAAGCUUUAUCAAUCACAUAACUGCCAAACUAGAAACAAACAAUACAUAUUUCAAUAAACCAUUGCUUAUUUUCGCUCUCAUAUUUUUAUAAAAUAGACAUAAAAUAAAAGCAGUUUUCUCUACGAGUUUCAUUUUGAAACUUGACAGAUGCAUACGUAGAUAUUCUGCAAGACUUUCUGAACUACAUACUCUCUCUUAUAUUUAGAACAGUUAUGAUCGAUAAUAGUUAGGACUUUGACAUGAGAAGCUAUUCCUGCUUUUUAUCUUUGACAUUUUGACCUUUCGAAAUGCAUUUAUGGCGCUAAAAAAGAAAGUCAUAGAAUGGUAAGAAACAAAGAGAAAUUUCUUAAAAGGGAAUAGAUUAUGAAUCUGCAAGUUAAGAUUGUGAUUUCUCUACAUUUGUACGUUAUUUUUAGAUAUAUUAUUUUAUGUGCUUUUAAUAUCCGCAAUUCGUCAUGUUUUACUCUUGUAGCAUGGCGAGCAUAUUCUGUAAGUUCAAUUUUUAAUAGGUUGAUUCCUUCUACUAAAUAGGCAAUUAUUGGUAAAAAUUAUUUAUGUUUACAACUUUUAUUGAUUCUUUAAUUAUUAAGUUAUUAUUGAUUAAAAUUAUGUUUGAUCUUUAAUCAUUUCCAUUUAUAAUGUUUUUCACAAAUGUGUUUAUAUAUUUUCUGAUUUCUGUAUUUUUAUAAAGGAUCUACAACAUUCGUUGCACAAUAUGGAGAAAGUAUCUUCUCCAUAAAAAUGAGCUCAAACGAGUAUUCUUUUCGAAAAAAACUAAGAUUGAAAUUCCAUUGUUAGUUCCGCAUCAUUUGUACGGCUCAGCCAAGAUAGAACUAUAAAAGACACUUGAAGAGUUUAGGAUUUUGAUUAGCACUUAGAUUCUUUUAGUUUUAUUAUAAACGAUAUCAUUACCUCUCUGAUAAAACAAUUCGCUAUGCUUUCAGCUCAAUUGCAUUUAAUAUUAAUUCCUCUCUCUUCAACCCUACUUAAUAUAUUGCAUUUGCUAACUAUCCAGUAAUUUUUAAAUAAAAGCCUCCGCUUACCACGUAAAUCACUAUGUAAUCUACUUUAAACAUAGGAGAAUGAUAAUCGUUUAGCAGUAAUACACAAUUCGCUGAGGGAGAAGAUAUGCUAUGAUAUGUAUUUAAGGGCUUUUUAUACCAAUUGAUACAAGCAAGUUAAUGUGAAAUGUAUGUGGUACGAUAAUAUAUUUUCUUAUGCGUUUAGAGACAACUUUAAGGUAUUAAUAAAAUUUAUUGAAGCAUUGA
This is a messenger RNA of Hermetia illucens (black soldier fly), 3703 nucleotides long. Its product is annotated as coronin-2B-like. The transcript is spliced from 10 exons. Gene Ontology annotation, biological process: actin filament organization. NCBI's taxonomy places the organism in Eukaryota, Metazoa, Arthropoda, Insecta, Diptera, Stratiomyidae. The record is from RefSeq and is a predicted model, not a curated record. The coding region runs from base 478 to 2337 and encodes 619 amino acids. Gene Ontology annotation, molecular function: actin filament binding.